Messenger RNA from Perkinsus marinus ATCC 50983, 192 nucleotides. RefSeq lists its product as hypothetical. The transcript has 2 exons. NCBI's taxonomy places the organism in Eukaryota, Perkinsozoa, Perkinsida, Perkinsidae. Bases 1 to 192 code for a protein of 63 amino acids. The record is from RefSeq and is a predicted model, not a curated record.
AUGAAGAAAGAUGGCACUGAAAAGGAGCUCAAGAGAUGUGCUGAGAACAUGCUCUCUGCAUUUGGAGAUGGGAUCCUGACAGUUUUCUCUGAUGGAUCAAAGGCUGAUGGUAGAGUAGUCCCGCUCAGUCCCUAUGGUUCGAUCUACUAUGCUGAGUUGGCUGAUGUCUUCAUGCUCUACGGUGGUUACUAA